Molecule: messenger RNA, 1476 nt
Organism: Zasmidium cellare ATCC 36951
Lineage: Eukaryota; Fungi; Ascomycota; Dothideomycetes; Mycosphaerellales; Mycosphaerellaceae
Exons: 8
Coding region: 1-1476 (491 amino acids)
Biological process (GO): transmembrane transport
Cellular component (GO): membrane
Molecular function (GO): transmembrane transporter activity
Source: RefSeq, a predicted model, not a curated record
AUGGACACCAAGGAGAAAGCAGUCGAGGCGCUCGAAUACAUCGAAAAGGGCCCGGAAUCUAAACCAAAGCCUGGGCUCAGCGAAGAUGACAGAGAAUGGCUUGCGCAAAUCGACGCCAGGGAGCAAAACCGAAUCUACCACAAAGUCGACCGCCGACUGGUUCCUAUGCUGGCUUUGGGACUUGAAGCCAGUCUUGGCAUGACAGGCGACGACUAUAACGUUGCACUCGUGGUGUUCUUCAUUCCCUACAUCCUCUGCGAAGUCCCAAGCAACUUGCUGCUGUCCAAGUUCUCUCGACCCAGCGUCUACAUUGGCAUUCUAGUCACUUGCCGGGUAGUCAUCAUGACCAUGUCGGGCGUUACACAAUCGUUUGCAGGCUUGCUUGUCACUCGAUUUCUUAUCGGAGUUUUUGAGUCCGGCUUCUUCCCUGCAGCAAUGUGGAUCGUCGGUGAAUGGUAUCCGCCGCAAAAGACACAGACCAGGAUGGCCAUGUUUUAUCUGGCCAGCGCAGCGUCUGGGGCAUUUUCUGGUCUCCUGGCUGCUGGCCUUGCUCAGAUGGAUGGCCUAGGCGGCUAUGAAGGCUGGCGAUGGAUCUUCCUGAUUGAAGGAAUCGUCUCUGUCGUAAUCGGCGUGAUGUGCUUCUUCACCUUGCCAGAUUCUCCAACGAAGGCCAGCUGGCUCAAACCUGACGAAGCAAAGUUCCUCGAAUUGUCGCACAUCGCCUUUCGGGAGGUGAAGACGACGGAUCUUGAAGACGAGAAGAAGCACGUCAACUGGGGGAUCCUCAAAGAGGUCAUGACUGAUUGGCAGCUGUACCUCCAAGGCGUCGUGUUCUGGUCCAAUACCGUGCCGAACUAUGGGCUUAAAUUCACCAUGCCUUCAAUCAUCAGAAACAUGGGAUUCGAAUCGACGACUGCGCAACUACUUACUGCGCCUCCGUAUACAUGUGGUGCAAUUGCAGCAGUCCUCUCAGCGCUGUGGGCUGAUAAGUUGUCGUGGAGAAUGCCAUUCAUCGUUGCCCAUCAGCUGAUGCUCGUUGUGGCAUUCUCCGUGUUGUUCUCUUUUGCUGCAGAAAUCCAGAACAACAUUCCUCUCUGUUACGUGAUGGUCUGCUUGGCUUGUAUUGGGUUGUAUCCCAUCAUUCCCGGCAACAACUCCUGGACAAUCAACAACUUGGCCGGCGCAGAGAAACGAGCAAUUGGGAUUGCAUUCAUGAUCAUGAUCGGCAACAGCGGAGGUUUUGCUGGCUCCUUUAUCUUUCUUGAACGUGAGUCACCACGCUAUCCGACAGGUUUUGGAAGCUCGCUUGGCUUUGCAACUGCUGGAAUCCUGGCUGCACUUCUACUGGAGUUCCUCUACUGGAGUCAUAACAAGCGGCACGAACACUUGACCGAACAAGAGGCUAUUGCACAGUAUGGCGAGAAGGAGCUGGAGAAGAUGGGCAACAAGAGUCCGCUGUUCAAAUACUCGCUCUAG